Akanthomyces muscarius is the source of this 1062-nucleotide messenger RNA. RefSeq lists its product as uncharacterized. Lineage: Eukaryota; Fungi; Ascomycota; Sordariomycetes; Hypocreales; Cordycipitaceae. The transcript has a single exon. Gene Ontology annotation, molecular function: C-4 methylsterol oxidase activity; iron ion binding. The record is from RefSeq and is a predicted model, not a curated record. The coding region runs from base 1 to 1062 and encodes 353 amino acids. Gene Ontology annotation, biological process: ergosterol biosynthetic process.
AUGGGCAGGGCCACGAAGCAAAACAACCACUCUACGGUCUCGGAUUGGGUCAACAGGGAUCCAAAGACGUGGAACGCAUUCCAGAGGCUUCACAACAGUGUUUUCUCUCCCAACCGGGCGCCAGGACUCCCAGUUCCGCAAAAGAUGCCUGUCAUCUCGAUGCUCUCGCAACACAUGUUCAUCAUAAGUUUCAUAAUGGUGCCAUUGUCACUCCAUCAAACCUAUGUGUUCAUGACUGGACACAGUCUUGCCAAGCUGCCGACGUUUCUACUCUAUACCAGCGGCUACAUUCUUUCUACAAUCCAGCUUGCGCGUGUACUAGGCCAUCUCGCGCAUAGGGUCGGCUACUUGGACAACAAUGUGGCUCGCGAUGGCCUCGCCAACACUGCGGCGGGAAAAUUGAUCUCAGAGCUUGCAAUGACGACUGGUUUUCGACUCGCAAUGGCAGUCAUCCUAGCAUACAACGUCGACAGCUCUCCCUGGGAGGCGCUGGGCGGUUUCCAGGCAUGCAUCUCUCUGCUGGUCAAGCUUAGUCUGUACGGCCCUGUUCUGGACCUCUUCUUCUACAUAUAUCAUCGGGCGUGCCAUGAGAUACCUGCCUUGUGGAUGUAUCACCGCACGCACCACCUCAACAAGCACCCAACGACAGUCCAUGCUGCCUUUGCAGACGAAGAGCAAGAAAUGAUCGAAAUGGUACUCGUACCUGCUCUGACAUAUACCACAUUCUGGUUCGCUGGGUACCCGCUCGGCUUCUACGAAUGGUGGGUGUGCCUACAAUACAUUACAUACCCAGAACUAGUUGGACACAGUGGACUUCGAGUCUACGCGACGCCACCCACUCCAACUUCAUGGUUCUUUCAACUGCUGGGGGUAGAAUUGGUCCUGGAAGACCACGACUUGCAUCAUCGCAAGGGAUGGAAGAAGGCUGUCAACUAUGGCAAGCAAACAAGAAUCUGGGAUCGUCUUUUCGGCACGUGUGGCGAGAGAAUCGAAACGGUACAGGGUAACGUGGAUCUAGAAAACAAGAUAUAUCUCCCGAUAUUCGUACAAAAUACAGAAUAG